Molecule: messenger RNA, 2211 nt
Organism: Betta splendens (Siamese fighting fish)
Lineage: Eukaryota; Metazoa; Chordata; Actinopteri; Anabantiformes; Osphronemidae
Gene: rassf9
Product: Ras association domain family member 9
Exons: 3
Coding region: 299-1576 (425 amino acids)
Biological process (GO): signal transduction
Source: RefSeq, a predicted model, not a curated record
CCUUCUUCUUCUUCUUCUCGUCCUUCUUUUUCUUCUUCUUCUUCUCACUCCUGCCAGUCGAGGCAGAUGGCCGCCCAGCCUGAACCCGGUGCUGAUGGAGGUUUCCUGUUCAGCUGCUCCUGGUGGGGCAGAGUUUCGCCCAUAACUGAGCGCAGUGUGGGAACACCUCCUCCGCCUCGGGACGGGACGGGACGGAGUUGCACUCGGGACACCGUCAACUCUGCUGAAAGGCGCCCACGCACGGCCACGCACGGCCACGCUCGGACUGUAACGCCCGGUUGCUGCUCCGCGUCGAGUCAUGGCUCCGUUUGGAAAAGGGUUCCUCAAAGCGCGACUGAAAAACAGGACAAAGGAUGCACAGCCUGUGGCAGGAAAGGAGAUCCAGGUCACUGUCUGCAAUGAGGAGAAAGUUGUUUGUGGAGUAACGAAGCACACAACGUGUGCAGAUAUGAUUCAGGCCUUACUGGAGGACCACAGGUCAGUGCCGGAGAGCAAGCGGCUCCUGCAUGGGGAGCCCAAGGACUUCUGCCUCGUCGAGCGGUGGAAGGGUUUUGAGAGAGCACUGCCUCCUCUCACCAGAAUCCUCAGGCUGUGGUAUGCGUGGGGCGACCAGAGACCCUUUAUCCAGUUUAUUCUUGUAAAAACCAGUGAUGUUGUGCCUCAAACAACCAAAAAGGCUGCAAAGUCAAAAGGGGCCAGGCCAAAGCGAUGGGAGCACGGCUACUCCCAGUAUCCACAGUCGCUCCCAGUAGAGAAGCAGAAGCGCAUCGUGAAGAAAGCUUUCCGUAAGCUGGAGAAGCUUCACAAGGAGAGCCAACUCUGCCCCGGGGCCGAGGAGGUCGACCGGAUGGUGAAGCUCAUCCUCCACCAGGAUCACACCAUCCGAGAGCAGAUCCAGCGCAUGAGGGAGAUGGACUUUGAGAUUGAACGCUUUGAGCUGCAAAUGCAAAGAGAAGCAGAGUCGGGCGGUUUGCCGGGUCAGGCCUGUGGUCCGAGUUUAGACGAAGAGCAGCUGCAGGAAUAUCUGCUCACCAGCAGCGGAGUUCAGCAGCUGGAGCUGCAGGUUCUGAUGCACCAGGAGCUCAUCCUGCAGCUGUCCCGAGACAUCGACGCAGAGCUGAGGAGGGCGGUCGCGUCUCCAAGCCCGGGUCCGGACAGCGAACAGGAAGGAGCAGCGGCCGCGAGCUGGGCCGCCUCCGAGGCCGACGAGUCCUUCUGCUCUGCUGAACUGGAGAAGCUGCAGGACGAAUUGAAAAGCAGCCUGUUCACCGGCGUGUCCCUUCACACCCAGGCAGCAGAAGUCGACAAGCAGCUGAAGUACUAUGACAACACACUUGUCUCCCUGGACCAGGAGGUCUGGGACCUGGCUGCAGAGCUGGGCUCUCUGCAGGUGGAGGAGAGUCCAGAGGAGGUGCCCGGUCCGGCCGUGCAGAGCGAGACAACGAGCGCCUCCCAGAAGACGGCGCCUUCAGACGUCACGGACACAGACUCAGACACCGGCAUUAGCUCCACACACAGCCAGGACUCCCUGUCGCCAUGCCUGGACUUCCCUCCCCCGCUGGACACAGACGUCUGAGCGAGUCCGCUGACCCCGGGCUGGAUGGUGCCGUAUUCAUCCAACCGGCGCCUCUCGGGUCGCUUCUGUCACUGACUUAAGGGUCUGUCUGAAAAAUGAGUCGCUGGAAAGGCUUCAUGAACAAAGGAAGUCUUUUGACAGCAGCUGAUGAUUAGUGGCCGAGUGCAAGCGGUCGAGUUCUGCCUGUUGGCUGAGCUGAGAACAUCACCUUGGGCUGUGAGCAGUUCACCGUCGUCACCGCUGGUAACUGGACAUUAAAGCCGUUAAAGAAGCAAAGACUGUUUCCUGUGAUGUUUGCUGGCUUUAGUUGCUAGAGCUGAUGAAUGUAAGUUCUCAAGCUAUUUAUGAAUCUGCACUUCUUGUACACACUCAAGCCUAGACAGUGUUUUAUAUUAAAACAAGCUGGUUUAGAUGUAGAAUGUGUCCUAACGUUCUCUGUCCAAUGCUGUAAAUACUACUGUACCUGCUGUAAACUUUAACUGGAGAGAAACAAAGUAUUUAUCAUGUAAUUAUAUUUUUCAGCUGAGAUUUUAUUAUGACUGUUUCCUCUCUGAGGCAAAACAACCACUGUCUGCACAAACCCUGCUUCAAAACAAGUAUGAUUCUAAAGUUUUAUAAUAAAUACUAAUACAGCC